Molecule: messenger RNA, 1548 nt
Organism: Hermetia illucens (black soldier fly)
Lineage: Eukaryota; Metazoa; Arthropoda; Insecta; Diptera; Stratiomyidae
Exons: 2
Coding region: 274-1548 (424 amino acids)
Biological process (GO): DNA replication
Molecular function (GO): DNA binding; DNA-directed DNA polymerase activity; nucleotide binding
Source: RefSeq, a predicted model, not a curated record
CAUCUAUGUUACAUUCAACCAUACCGGGGGAAAGGUAAUUCACGUUUUCUAAUUAUUUUUUUCGACUGCGAAACCACACAAGAUACUAUUUACGGUGCAUCUCCAGAUACACAUUUACAUAUUGUAAAUUUAAUAACUGCCCAUCAAGUGUGUUUUUCAUGUUAUAAUGACUCUGACAUAUCAAAUGAUUGUGUCAAUUGUGGUAAAAGAGAGCAUAUCUUCCAAUAUAAUGAAGACAUCGAUGUUGUGAAGCAAUUUAUCGAUUACGUGUUUAUGACGCGAUCUUAUGUGACAAACAUUAUUUGCGUUGCGCAUAAUUUUCAAGGCUUCGAUGGACACUUUCUAAUAUCAGAACUUUUGAAUAGAAAAUUCGCCAUUAAUCCUGUAAUGAAUGGCACUAAAAUAAUGAAACUAACUUGUAAAAAUGUUAGUUUUAUUGAUUCUUUAAAUUUUCUGCCAUUUCCUUUAUCCAAAUUUUCUGAUGUGUUUGGGUUUGAAAAUCAUAAUAAGGGUUACUACCCAUACUUUUUCAAUACAAAGGAAAAUUUUAAUUAUAUUGGGAAAUACCCGACACCAAAAAUGUAUGGUUACAAUUCAAUGAAGCAAAAAGAGAGACAGAAAUUCUUAGAAUGGUAUAGUUCAAAUUGUACAAAAAUGUUUGAUAAUAAAAAUGAAAUGUUAAAGUACUGUAUCAAUGAUGUCACUAUUUUACGUUUCGGAUGCUUAUCCUUUAUGAAAGAAUUUCUGGAAAUAACUGCGGUUAACCCUUUCACAGAAUCCUUAACAAUAGCAUCUGCCUGCAUGCUGGUAUUUCGAAAAAAUUUCUUAAAAGCUCAAACCUUGGCUAUCAUGCCAAAAAAUAAAUAUUUGAAAGGAAAACAAUUUUCAUUUGCUUCACUCAAAUGGCUACAUUUCAAAGGCAUGAAUACUACAGUUGGAAUUUUAUCCGCACUAAAUACAGGUGAAGUGAAAUUAGAGAAAGGCGGACUCUUCGUCGAUGGGUUUGACCCAAAAACAAACACUGUUUACGAAUUUUUUGGUUGUUUUUACCAUGGAUGCCCAGACUGUUUCAAAUUCAAUUCGUCAGAUAUUAUUAAGGGUAGUAAGUGUGACACGUUAAGUCAGAGGCACGAAAGCACCAUGAAAAAAAUGUCCGCUAUUAGGAAGAAUGGUUAUAAUUUGGAAUACAUUUGGGAAUGCGAUUUUAAAGACUUUUUAAAAAGGAACCCCGCGGUAGACAAACAAAUAACCGAAGAUCUCGCAUAUUUUACUUUACCUUUGACCCCCCGCGACGCCGUUUAUGGGGGAAGAACAGAAGUAUUUAGGACUUAUGCAAAAAUUAAUGCUCAAAAUGAAAUAAUUCGUUAUUUAGAUUUUACAAGUCUGUAUCCAUACAUUAAUAAAUACGCACCAUACCCCAUUGGGCAUCCAACAAUAUUCAGAAACCAAACUCCACCAGUUUCUGAAAUUUUAGAAAUGCAUGGAUUUACUUCUUGCUCUAUUCUCCCUCCUGAUAAUCUCUUCUUACCCGUUUUACCUUACAAAUAA